AUGCCACAUCCGAAGCGCAGAAGGACAGGCUCGGAUACCACGGAGGAGGGCAAAUCAGUUCGCAACGGUUCUGUCGCUGAUAGCCCCGUCCGGCUAACUAAUGUUGAGAACUAUCCUCGGCGCCGAAUCGCCGUUGCGUGCAACCUAUGCAGAUUCAGAAAGACGCUACUGACCGGGGGUUCCUCCGCCUCACAGAAGUGCGAUGCCGUUCGACCUACCUGUGGCUUCUGUGCCAACCUUGGCAUCGAAUGCCAGUACCGGGACUCUGGCAACACACCGCCAUCCCAGCCAGAAGCCUGCUCAUCCGUCCCACCACCGGCAUCGGCCCCGGCACCUCUGGGCCCAGCGCCACUGACCAACCCGCCAGACAGCAUUUCCAACGGCGUCCGAGUCGGCCGGCUCUCGGAUAUUGAGCAACGUCUUGCUGCUCUUGAAUCCAACCUCGUCCAUCUCGAGGCCUGCCGCCUCGGCCCAGGAGGAACACCCGCAGGCACCGCUGUCUUUGACAAUGCCACCUCACCCGUCUCCCACGCCACCUCCAGUCACUUGCCCUCGGUGCCGCUCGUCAGCCCGCGCAUCCACUUCGAGUCCGCUCCCCGGAGCUCGGCCAACUUCCCGGCCAGGCGCGAGUCAACCUCGAGCGUGACGCCUCGCCCGGGUUAUACCGUCUGGCGGCAGACGCGCUCCGAGGCCAACACGGCCCGUCCCAGCCUGCUGCUCUUCCGUGCCCCACCCUAUCUCUCCGCCGAGAGCUGGGACGACGUCUCGGACUUUUAUGACCUCGAGAUCGACUCCGGCGAGUACUUCAACGCCCAGUUCAUCGAAUGUCUCGCCACGUUCCCGGAUGUCUCGAAGCGCACUACGCGCCUGCUGCAGCAGAGCUUCGUAGAGAACUUUCUGGGGUGGAUGCCCAUCUUCGAGCCGACACUAGUCAGCUCCAUCAUCAAUCAAGCGUGUGCGGACGAUUUCACGGCGACCAAUCCCAACAGCUGUCUUGCCCUCCUCAUCCUAGCCGUUGGGUCGCUAGCCCACAACCACGCUGAUCUCAAGUCGGACAGGCUGCCCGGGAUAGACUACUUUGCGCACGGCACCCGCCUGCUCGAGCGUCUGACCUUUCUCAUGGGCAACUUGACUGCGCUACACUGCCGGAUAUUGCAGGCCGCGUAUUUCCGCCUGUCGAUACGGCCCUUGCUGUCAUGGAACUGCAUCACGCAGGCGACGAGGGACUGCAUGCACGUCCUCAUGUCCAGGAUGUACAGGCAUCUCGGGCAGUCGAGGCAGGAGCAGUGGCAUCGGGCGUUCUGGGCCUGCUCGAUUAUGACCGACGAGUUGGAAGUUACCAUGAAGAUGCACUCAAUCGGUCAUCGCAACUUCCAAGAUGUAGUACCACUGCCACGCUUCGAGAACGAGGACACAGGGUUUUAUUACUUUCUCGCCCAGAUCAGUCUGCGAAAGCUGAUCACGACGUCGCUUGACACUGUUGGCUACAAAGCUGGUCAACUGAUAUACGCCCCGAUCUUGACGGCCGAGCUGAGGAAGCAGGCUCACGAGUGGUACAUCCACUUGCCGACGGCAGUCCGCUUCCCCGUGGACAAUACUCCGCUCUUUGACGCCCGAAAGUCCUUUCUCCGGAUGCAGUACAUCAUCCUGAUCGUCGCCCUCGAGUGGGCGUCGGUGCUGCGUGUGCUCGAGACGUACGGCACUGAUAUCGAGCAAUCGGAAGAGAUUGCCAUGGCGAAACAAGAGGCACAAGAGUGCUUCAGCUUCUGCGUCCUCUACAUCGAGGUUGCGGAAGAGCAACUUCUAGGGUGGAAACUCGGGACGCAUAUAUCUAUCUGGACCAUCUUUGUCUUCAUUGCGACACUCAUCAUUACACACAAAUCACCAGCCCUGUCGUUUAUCCCAGAGACGCACGAAGAGACACACAUGCACAGCGCUCUCGAUUUGCUCCGCAAUUGGGCCCACAUCCCGCCUAAAAUGCCUUCUGUAAAGCGAGCCAUCCGCAUCGCUGGCUGCUCCGGCGGCUUCUCAGACCGCCAGCGCGCCAUCGGCGACAUCGCCAAGAACUGCGACGUCGACUGCAUCAUCGGCGACUGGCUGUCCGAAUGCACCAUGACGCUGCACGGCGCGCAAAAGGUCGAGAACGAGAAGCUCAGGGCCGAGGGCAAGCUGUCCAGGGACACCGCAGGGCUCUUCGACCCGACCUUCAUGGAGAACCUCCAGCCUGCCCUGCCGCACAUGCAGUCCAAGGGCAUCAAGCUUGCCGUCAACGCGGGCGCCAGCGACACCGAGAUGCUGGCGCGGCUUGUGGAGGAGGAAGUCAAGGCGCAGAAUCUGUCGCUCAAGGUCGCGUGGGUAGCGGGCGACGAUGUGACUGAGACGGUCAAGAGACUUCACAGAGAAGGCACCCAGUUCGUCGGACUGAUGCAGGGCCAGACGCUAUCGGAGUGGGGGCACGAGGUUGUUGCUGCGCAAUGUUACCUCGGCGGUGCUGGCAUCGCCGAGGCCUUGAGGCAAGGAGCCGACAUCGUCAUCUGUGGCCGUGUCGCCGAUGCUGCCCCGACUAUCGGUGCCUCCAUGUGGUGGCACAACUGGGACCGUGAGCAAGACCUAGACCAGAUCGCCGGCUCCCUCGUCGCUGGCCACCUGAUCGAGUGCUCCGCCUACGUCACCGGCGGCUACUACUCGGGCUUCAAGCGCCUCAUCGAGAACUGCGAGAACCUCGGCUUCCCCAUCGCCGAAGUCAAUCCUGACGGCACCACUGUCAUCACCAAGGAGCCCGGCACCGACGGCGAGGUGUCGGUCGGCACUGUUGAGUCCCAGCUGCUCUACGAGAUCCAGGGCCCGCUGUACUACGGCUCCGACGUCACUGCCAAGCUCGAGGGCGUCGUCAUGGAGCAGCUCGAGAAGGAUCGCGUCCUCGUCCGCGGCAUCAAAGGCCUUCCCGCCCCAUCGACGACGAAAGUCGGCAUCACCGCGUUCGGCGGUUGGCAGGCCGAGUUCCACUACUACUUUGUUGGCUUGGACAUCGAGGCCAAGGCCGAGUGGACUGAGAAGCAGAUCCGCUACUCGAUUGGCAAGGACGUCAACCAGCUGUCCUGCCUGAAAUUCACCAUCAACGGCUCAUCGCCCGAGAACCCGCGUGACAUCGAGGCUGCUACUGUCGACUUCCGCAUCUUUGUCCAGACAAAGAACCGCAAGCUGCUCGACAAGUUCACACUCGACGUGCCCGGCCUGAACCGCUGGUGUAUGGAGAACUUCCUCCAGUCGGCGCCAGGCGCCUCGCUGGGCAAUGACCAGAGGCAGUCUGAAGGCAAACCCUUCUACGAGUACUUUGUCUCGCUGCUGCCGCAGUCUGAGGUCAAACACGAGGCCAAGCUGUUGUGGUCUGGCGACUCCAUCUCCAUCCCCGUCCAGAACGGCACAAAGCCAGACUACCCGCGCGACCAGAAAUCUUACAACACGACCGACCCGGCCGACCUCGACUCGUUCGGCCCGACCACCCGCGGACCGCUGGGCUGGGUGGUCGGCGGCCGCUCGGGUGACAAGGCGUCUGACGCCAACGUGGGCUUCUACGUACGCCACGACGACGAGUACGACUGGCUGCGCAGCCUGCUGACCGUCGAGAAGAUUGGACAGCUUCUAGAUAGGAGCAACAAGGGCAAGAAGAUUGAGCGGUUCGAGAUGCCGGGCAUCCGGGCCGUGCAUUUCCUGCUGCGGGAUCACCUCGACCGCGGGUUUAACUCCACGAGCGAGUACGACACCCUGGGCAAGAACGUGUGCGAGUUCCUGCGGGCCAAAUAUGUUGACAUCCCCAACAAGUUCCUGCACCGCGGACGGUUUUAG
This is a messenger RNA of Thyridium curvatum, 3846 nucleotides long. RefSeq lists its product as uncharacterized. The transcript has 8 exons. The coding region runs from base 1 to 3846 and encodes 1281 amino acids. The record is from RefSeq and is a predicted model, not a curated record. Gene Ontology annotation, biological process: regulation of DNA-templated transcription. NCBI's taxonomy places the organism in Eukaryota, Fungi, Ascomycota, Sordariomycetes, Thyridiales, Thyridiaceae. Gene Ontology annotation, molecular function: zinc ion binding; DNA-binding transcription factor activity, RNA polymerase II-specific.